Molecule: messenger RNA, 591 nt
Organism: Pochonia chlamydosporia 170
Lineage: Eukaryota; Fungi; Ascomycota; Sordariomycetes; Hypocreales; Clavicipitaceae
Exons: 3
Coding region: 1-591 (196 amino acids)
Biological process (GO): regulation of DNA-templated transcription
Molecular function (GO): DNA-binding transcription factor activity
Source: RefSeq, a predicted model, not a curated record
AUGGCAACAAAGAGCUUUAGCGUAUCUGCGUCAUUUUCCAAAGGUUCAAGUGAGUGGACUGAGGUAAGUAACAGGGGCGAGAGGAGGAGACUUCAGAACAGGAUAGCACAGCGCAGAUUCCGGCAAAAGGCGAAGGAGAACAGAGAAAAAGAGAAUCGCGAACUGGAGAAUAAACAUCACGCCGGGAAUAUCUACCGCACUCCGUCGGCCUCAUACCUCAAAGCCAAUUAUGACGUAUCUGGACUACCAUGGGGCAGCUUGAAUUUGGACGUAGUCAGCCACAGUGGUCAUGUCCAUGAUGCACAGCAAGGCAUUGGGCUUGAUACAUCUAUCAGUGAGCCUCAUCAGACACUGUGUCCUGAUGUACCAAGCUUAGCCCCUUUCUCUGCGCCAAACAUCUUGAUCGGGGCUUCCUGCGAGACUGGCUGCAGGACUUCGCACAAUGACUACUCCCUGGCACCGCCCACCCUAGUCGAGGCAGUUGAAGAACCGGCUUUGGGAUUUGCGUGGCCCCACGAAAACAGCACAGAUUCCGCCUUCUUACCCGCAGACGGUCGUAAGACUGGUCCGUUCCUAGCACUCAUUAGAUAG